GAGAGUGUGCCGUGGGAUGGACCUUUUGGGGUUUUGUUGAGUAUGUAAAGUGCUAUCUUAUGUUGGCUUUGUUAUAUGUUCAUUUUAGAUCCCAGCGAUAUGCUUUAUUUUAUUCUACAUCAUGUUAUACUAUAUUAUGGUGUUGAGCUAUUUCAUGUUAUGCUUCUUGAUGUGAUGGUAAUUGUGUCAUGGUAGGUUGUGUAAGGUUAAGUCAUGGUACAGCAUGUUGUCAUGGAAGCCUAUGUUAUAUUACGCUAAAUAAUACUACUAUAAUACUAAUUGUAAUACUGUUAGUUAUAUACGAAUAUCUGACAUUGGUUUAGUUGCGGUGAAUCCACUUGAAUGCAGUGCUUAACCCAAUCUCUGUUAGAAUUGUCUGGAACAAUAGUUCCAGACAUCCCACUUCUGCUUUGUUGUAUGUAGGAGGGGCCAAAUCAAAUGCAAUCGAAUGAUGAUGAUUAAUUCAUUAUUUCUUCCUAUUUGUCCAUCCCUUUUAUAAUGUCCUCAGGGCUGCAUGCUUGCAUUGAGCUUUUGUCAGUCGAAACCCAGGGACUGAGGCAGAGGCUAAUACUCCACUAUCGGUAUAAUCUGUCGCUCUGACUCCAGCCUCAUAGGAUCCACUAUGACACGUGUCUCUCUGAUGAUCCUGCUUCUCGUUUCAGCUCUCCUGCUGUCAGCUCCAGAGGCCUGGGCUACGGAUGAGGUGUCCAGCGAGAAGGUGUGCAGCUACUUUGACGUUCUGACUCAACUGAACAUCAGCAAAGGCAACGAGCUAUAUACAAUGACUCGCCCCAUCCUGGACUACAGAAAUCAGACCAUAGUACAUCUAGAGAUAGCCCUCUAUGGCAUUCUGGGUAUGGAUGAAAAAGAACAGAUGUUUGUUGCUUCUCUCUUGACUUCAUUGCAAUGGCACAGUGAUCUGUUCUCCUGGAAUCCCGAGGACUUCUGUGGCAUUACCUACAUCCCUUCCAUUCCCAAGAAGCUCAUGUGGGAACCCGAUAUCAUCAUUGAGGAAAUGAUUGCGGAGGACAAGGCCCCUCCCUCGCCCUUCCUGACGCUGUACUCUAACGGGACUGUGGAGCUCAACAGGGGCAUGGUGGUGGUCAGCACCUGCCUCAUGCAGAUCUUCAGCUUCCCCUUCGACACACAGAGAUGCACUCUCACUUUCAAGUCCAUCACCCACACGGACAAGGAGUUGAGGCUCCUCGCCCAGGGCUCCAACGCUGCCACCAGGAUGACUCGCGAGGUGUUGCGGACGCAGGACGAGUGGACGUUCUGCAACGUGAAUGUCACCAAAUUCAGCGAAGACUCCAUAGAUCACAUAACAUACACUAUCACGAUGAGGAGAAGGCCGGUCCUGUACGUCGUCAACCUCCUGUUGCCCAUCUGGUUCUUCAUGUGCCUGGACGUGGCCUCACUGUUCAUCUCUGAGAAGGGCGGGGAGAAGCUGAGCUUUAAGGUCACGGUGAUGCUCUCUGUGACGGUGCUGCAGCUCAUCCUCAACGACAUACUGCCGUCCACUUCCAGCAGGAUCCCGCUCAUAGCGACCUACUGCGCGGGGAUAUUCUCGCUGAUGCUGUUGAGUCUGUGCGAGACCAUUGUGGUGAUGCACCUGAUGGAGAAGGACUUCCACUUCAAAGUGAAGGAGGAGGAAGACUGCAGUAUGGACGAGGACAAAAAAGAUCUGCCCAUAGUCAACAAGGGCGAUACUGAUAAGAACGGGCAGACCCGUUUGCACAUUUCUGAUCGACCUGUGAGCACAUCUUCGCUGCUCCCUGCGGUUCAUGAGGGUAAGCCCGGAGAGACAGAGCUACACCUGGUGGUCUUGGGGUUGUUGACGGAGAUAAGGAAGGCUUUGGAAACUCGACUGGAGGGUGGCCAGGUUCGAGAUGGGAAACCCGGAUACUGGACCCGAAUAGCCAAAAGGAUCCAUGGCGUUUUCAUUUACAUGUAUUUAUUCUCAAUCCUUAGCUUUGUGUGCUAUAUGGCUGCAAGGUGGUAUAUUGUUGUACACCAUGACGCCACCCCAGCUUCACAAUGUUAACAGCAUUUGAGAAGGGUUUACAAAUCUUUGGAAUUGAACAGAAAUUAAUUUCUGCUAUUUCUGAAAUCUUGCAAAAUCUUCCUCUGCCCAAAUAUACCCUCUAUCUUUAUGACUCACAAAUCGUACAGCAGCU
Molecule: messenger RNA, 2177 nt
Organism: Gadus chalcogrammus (walleye pollock)
Lineage: Eukaryota; Metazoa; Chordata; Actinopteri; Gadiformes; Gadidae
Product: 5-hydroxytryptamine receptor 3A-like
Exons: 10
Coding region: 623-2044 (473 amino acids)
Biological process (GO): chemical synaptic transmission; nervous system process; signal transduction
Cellular component (GO): neuron projection; synapse; membrane
Molecular function (GO): extracellular ligand-gated monoatomic ion channel activity; neurotransmitter receptor activity; transmembrane signaling receptor activity
Source: RefSeq, a predicted model, not a curated record